This is a messenger RNA of Geosmithia morbida, 1608 nucleotides long. RefSeq lists its product as uncharacterized. The record is from RefSeq and is a predicted model, not a curated record. Bases 1 to 1608 code for a protein of 535 amino acids. The transcript is spliced from 2 exons. Gene Ontology annotation, biological process: regulation of transcription by RNA polymerase II. NCBI's taxonomy places the organism in Eukaryota, Fungi, Ascomycota, Sordariomycetes, Hypocreales, Bionectriaceae. Gene Ontology annotation, molecular function: DNA-binding transcription factor activity, RNA polymerase II-specific; RNA polymerase II cis-regulatory region sequence-specific DNA binding.
AUGGACAGCACCAUGGUGGCACACCCCAUCUACCCCAAGACCGACGACCGUCAACAAGCCUUUGUUGCUCACCAGCAGGGACAUAUGGCCAUGUACGCCGUGGCACAGUCCACGGGUAUGUACGUCCAUGCUCCCACGCUUUACAACAAUGUCAUGACCCCCGUGGGCUCGCCCAUGCCCUCAUCUACCCAGAAGCCCUCCAUCAUGCUGGAUACGGACGUGGACUCCUACUUUCCCUCCACGCCGCCUCUGUCCACUUCGGGCAGCACUGUCGGCAGCCCCAAGAGCUUCGACGCUCUCCAGACGCCCAUGAACCCUAUGUUCUCUGGUCUGGACGAGAACGAAUUGCCCAAUGGUCAUAUGGACCCGAUUGAGGCUUCCAUCCUGGACUGGUCUAGCUGCGGCUCCCCGCCCAUGACGCCGAUGUACCUUCAAUCUCAGUCGGUCAAGGCACCUUCUUUCAGCAGCUCCACCUUCAACGACUCCUUCUCCAACACUUCGUGCCCAUCGCUCUCACCGUCUCCUGCGCCGUACGCCCAAUCUGAGCACGACAUCUCCUUCUGCGACCCUCGCAACCUGACCGUCUCUGGCUCGUCGGCUCACUCCACUCUCGCCCCAGAGGCUUCCGUCACCCUCACCCUCGGCUACGACGAGGCCCGCCUGGCUCAGCCAAAGGCCGAGUCCCACGUUGCUACCCACCCCACCUUUGACUUCAACCCGGAGCUGCCCGACGGUCUGCCCUCGUUCGAAGACCUGUCGGAUCUCGAGUCUGAGGAGGACUUUGUCAACAGCCUGGUCAGCCUGGACGAGCAGAACACCCGCGACGUCACCCGCCCCCGCGCCGGCACCGGCUCCUCGGUCGUGUCCCUCGGUCACGGCAGCUUCAUCGGCGAGGAGAGCCUGAGCUUUGACGGUGAGGAGUGCUUCCAGUUCGCCUCGGAGCCCAACACACCUGCCACCUCUGCCUGCAGCGACGACUGCCACAGGGACAAGCGUGCCAAGUGUGCCAACAACGAGCCGGCCGUCCACCCCGCCGUCACCAUGGUCCCCACCGACGCCAAGGUCGAGGAGACCAGCAUUCCCGACAACGAGGAGAGUACCAGUGACUCGAGCCCCUCUUCCGGCUCCGACACCCCCAGCGCCUCGGGCGGUGCCUCCAAGUCGUCCACCCGCCGCGGCCGCAAGCAGUCCCUGACUGAUGACCCCUCCAAGACUUUCGUCUGCGAGCUGUGCAACCGUCGGUUCCGUCGCCAGGAGCACCUCAAGCGUCACUAUCGCUCUCUCCACACCCAGGAGAAGCCCUUUGAGUGCGAGGAAUGCGGCAAGAAGUUCUCGCGCAGCGACAACCUUGCUCAGCACGGCCGCACUCACGGCAGCGGUGCCCUCAUCAUGAACAUCCUCGAGGAGGGCGAGACGGCCCCGGCCCACGAUGCCUCCGCAGCAGGCGUGCCUGGUGCACCGGCCCCGGAUGACUACAAGACCUUUGGCAAGAUCCUCUUCCAGAUCGCCUCCGAGGUUCCCGGAAGCAGCAGCAGCGGUACCGGCAGCGACUCCUCAUCCGAGAGUGGCAGCGACGAGGCCGCUAAGAAACGCAAGCGCGUUGACUAG